GCUUGCCGUACUUUACGUCAUCAGUAGAAGCCGAACAGAUCAUGACAGAUUCCUUCAACUGAGCGUUCUUGACCUUUUAAACGUAUAUCAUUUAGUUGGGUCCAAAUCCAAAUUUUUCCUGUCUACAGAGUCCUUAAAGUAACGUUCAACAGAAUCAUCAUGUCAGUCAAACACGCUUCAGUUCAUGCCAAGUGGAUCAUCGGCAAAGUAAUAGGAACCAAGAUGUGCAAAACUGCCAAAGUGAGGGUUACAAGACUGGUUCUUGAUCCCUACUUGUUAAAGUACUACAACAAGCGGAAGACCUACUUUGCCCAUGAUGCUUUGCAGCAGUGCACUGUUGGCGAUAUUGUCCUUCUCAAGGCUCUCCUGGAACCCAGAUCUAAGCAUGUGAAGCAUGAACUGGCUGAGAUCGUGUAUAAAGUCGGUCGGGUAACCGACCCUUUGACUGGAAAAAGUGUUGCAGGAACAGAGUUUUUGGAGCCUCUGACUGAUCUACAAAUCGAAGAGGGGACGACUCUGUCAGAAAGAUUGCAGGAGCUGAACAUCUCUGCUACUUCCAAUGGAGGGGAUUCCACAUCAGCGCAAACUCCCUCAUUAUGAGAGAAUUCUGACUCUUUGUUUCUAUUGUAAUGUUUUUGUUUGAAGGGUUGAAAUAAAUACAUUUAUAAACAACAA
Molecule: messenger RNA, 675 nt
Organism: Oryzias latipes (Japanese medaka)
Lineage: Eukaryota; Metazoa; Chordata; Actinopteri; Beloniformes; Adrianichthyidae
Source: RefSeq, a predicted model, not a curated record